Lactuca saligna is the source of this 999-nucleotide messenger RNA. The record is from the annotation of a GenBank genome assembly. NCBI's taxonomy places the organism in Eukaryota, Viridiplantae, Streptophyta, Magnoliopsida, Asterales, Asteraceae.
AUGGUUCCCCAAGAAAGAGUGCAGGGGAAUUGGUGUAUGCUUGCUGGAAUCAAAAUACAGGAAAAAGGUCUUGAACAAGUUACAAUUACAGCUGGUUAUGAUGAUCUUGGUGGAAGUAAUGUCAUUACUGGUGAGAACAAGAAGAGUAUGGAGAGCUCUUGGAUCCUGGUGAAUUUGAAGAAGAAAGGGAUUGAUGAAGAGAGAGAUAAAGAAAUACUUGUUAUUGCUAAAAAGGGAAAAGAUGUUAGCAAAAAUUUGAUGUUAAGGUUGUUGCCAGAUAAGUUUCCUGGGGCAAAUGGAAGUGGAAGUGAAGUGACUUAUGGUGAGCUUUAUCGGUUGGAACAGUUCCUGUUGUGCCCCCUUAAGGUUUUAGAUGAUUCAGGUGAUGGUUUUACUAAAGGACUUGAAGCUGAAUUAGGAUGUUUACAUAGCAAGGGCUUUAAUGCAUCAGUUGCUUCUGGUGGAUGUGGCUGGUACAUCACCUUAGAUCCUAAUGAGAAUGGUUGGGAAGUUGUGAAAAAAGGUGGGAAUGCACAAGUCAUUGGUGAAGUCCCACAUAAAUUCAAGAAUGUUUUUGAGGUGGUGCGGACACCAAGCGAGGGUCCCAGUUUUCAUUACCAAUACUUCUCCUCGGGUGUGAUGAGUAAUAAGAAUGGGAAGGUUGAUAAAGUUAUCAAGAUGAUCUUAGAGGAAUUGGAGCCAGUGAUUCUAGGGCAAGCCACCAAACAAGGGUUCAAACUUGAAGAGAUGGAAGGAGAACAACAGCAACAUGAGUCACUUAAGAAGAAGUCAGAGGAGAUUUUGGUCUAUUCUCUUAAGUUAUUGAUGUUACACGUGAAGUUUGAUUUGUUUCGGGUUUACCUUUCAUUUUGGCAACCGCACUUGAAUAGGAAUACAAGGACGACCCAUUCUUUCCUUCACCUUGAGGACAAGGUGAAAGUUUGGGCCGUUGGUAUUGAUAAGCCCCGACAUUUCUGUUAUCUUUUUGGCCAGGGGUAG